Messenger RNA from Vitrella brassicaformis, 7329 nucleotides. The record is from the annotation of a GenBank genome assembly. Lineage: Eukaryota; Vitrellaceae.
AACCGCUGCCCCCCGGCGAAGGUGUCAUGCAGAGGGGAAUGAGUUGAGCAGGAUAGUCACCACCAAGAUCUUCUUACAGCCAGCCUACGCAAUCAGUCAUGGAAGAGGAGUCUGCCGCACCAGCUCAGGAAGAGGAGGAAGGCAACGGCGAAGGCGAGGGCAUGGAGACCGAGGAGCAGGAAGACCUCGCCGAGCAGCAAGGCGAUGAAGAGCUGGCGGCUGCGGAGGAUGAAGAAAUGGGUGAAGGCGAAGAGGAAGAGCAGGAGUGGGACGAGGAGGAAUGGGGCGAAGAGGGCGAGGGAUGGGAGUGGCAAGUGGAGGGAGAGGGAGAGGAAGAGGAAGAGGUAGAGGAGGAGGAGGAGGAGGAAGAACAAGAGCCGGCGGCUGAAGAGGAGGCGCAACCCGAGGAGGCAGAUGAAGAUGAACCGAUGAAUCAGGGCGACGAACAGCAGCCAGACCAGCUACAAGGUGAGCGCGGCCAGCCUCUCGCUCGUCUCACUCACACAUGCGCCUUCUCCUCUUUUGUCGUGUGUGGUGUUUGCAGCCGCCGCACACGAGCCGCCGGCUGAACAACCCGGAGAUCAGCCCGCCGCUCAUCGCAUGGAGCCUGCCGGCCAGCCAUCUCCCUCGCUAUCCCCAACACCGUCACCAUCGCCUUCACCAUCACCCGAGGCCCCUCAAGCGCCACGCACUGAAGAGGAUGCCGACGCCGACCAAGUCGACCAGGCCAUGCACGAGCAGGACGAAAGCGGCCCAGCCCAGCCCGACCAGCAGCCACAGCCAGAAGAGGCCAAGGACGCCGAGGCGCCAGCAGCCGAGGCGCUAGCAGCCGAGGCUGGCGUGGAGGAGGAGGAAGAGGAGGACAAAUUGGCCGAGCAACCGCCAGACCACGCGGCACCUGCGGCGGGUGAGAUCGAGGCCCAUGCCGUGCCUGACGAGGGAGCAGGACAGCCACAGCCAGAAGAGACCGAAGAGGUCGAGGAGGCCGCUGCCGAUGCUGAGCAAGAGCAAGAGGGAGAGACUGAGAAGCAACAGGGAGAGGGAGAGGAGGAGAGGCCGGCAGAGUCGCCACCAGAGGCUGAGGGAGAGGCUGAGGCUGCCCCAGCGGGUGAGGCCGAGCCACCUGCUCAGAUUGGCGAGGAGGCUGAGCAGCCAGAGGUCCAGGAGGUCGAGAUGGAGGCCGCUGCAGAAGAUGUCGAGGUCACGGCCACAGAGGAGGCCGCAGGGGAGGGGGUCGGCGAAGGGGAGGGAGAGGGGGAGGGAGAAGGAGAGGGAGAUGGCCAGGCGUCGCAACAGGAGCCUAUCGAGACCGAGGGAGCUCAGCCGACCGAUGAGGAGGAGCCCUCUGUCCUUGCUCCCUCACCGGCCGCCGACCAAGACACAGCCGGCGAGAGAGGUCAGCCGACCGCCCAGGACGAGGCGACGACCGUCGCUCAAGAGCCCAGCGCACCCCCGCCCCCACCGCCCACCGACCAAGAAAUGGCCGCAGCGGAGCCGCCAGCUGAGGAAGCCAUCAUGGCCCGAGUUCGAGAGCUCGAAGCGGCUCUGCAGUCGAGCAGGCAGGAGCUGACUCAGACAUGCGAGACGUCCAGCAAGCAGGCAGAGGAGUACCAGCGUCAGAUCGCCACGCUCUCGGCAUCGGUGGCCGACCACGAGAAGCACACCGCGCAGCUGGACGAUCAACUGCGGGUGGAGAAGGACAAGUCGGCUGCGGCGGUUCAGCAGUGUGAUGCGCUCAGCAAGGACAAGACGGCCGCCGAGCAACGCGCCAGCGACCUCGCACGACAGCUAGAAGAGGCCAAGAAAGAGACGGAGAAUCUUCGCGCGGCCAUGGCGGCGUCGUCCACUGAGCUCUCUGACGAGCUUGGUGUCGAGAAGGAGAAGAACACCGCCGCGCAAGCGCAGAUCGAGGGCCUGCAGAAGGAGAGGGACGGGCUGUCGCAGCAGCUGGCCGAAGUCCAAGAGGAGCUCCAGACGCGGAUGGCCGAGGCGGAGCGGGGCUUCAUGGCCAUGAGUGAGGAGUCGACCAGGCUGGCAGACGAGCUGACCCGCCAGAAGGAAGCUACAGCCGCGGCGUCAGCCGACCACGACGCCCAGACAACCGCUCUCGCACAGGAGCUGCAAGCCGAGAGAGACAAGAGCGCCGCCGCCCUGCACCAGGUCGAGACGCUCGAGAAGGAGAGAACCGACCUGUUCGAGCAGCUUUCCACGGCUCUCGCUGACGGCAAGGCCACCGCCACCGAGCUGGCGACGAUCCGCCACCAACAUGAGAGACAAGAGAGGCACCUGCAGCGGCUGGAGGCCGAGAGCAGCCAGCGAUCGUCUCUCGAGGCCCGGCUGGCAACAGAGGUGGAGUCACGAAGGCGGGCCAUCGAGGCGCUCAGCGGGCUGCAGACAAAGCUCGACGAGCAGACGGCUGAGCUGAGCCGUUUGCGGAGGCUGGAGAGGGUGGUGGGUGAGCAGAAGCCGGCGCUUCUCAAGUCGCUUGAGGAGAUGGACAAGAUGCGCAAGACGGCCAUCGAAGAGAGGAAUGCGUGGCGACGACAAUACGCCGACAGCCAGGCGGUGAGUCAAUGAAGGAGGGAGGGAACCGAUACACAGCCCGACUCGGUGGCCUCCUGCUCUGUGUGUGUUGUCGUUAUCAGCGAUGUGAGUCGUUGGAGUCGAAGCUGCGUUCAGUGGAGAAGGAGCUCGAGGAGGCCAAGGUCACGGCAUCCAACGCGCCACAGCCACCCCCAGACCAGCAGGCGGCAGCAGCUGCAGCCGCCGCCGCCGCCGCCGCCCAGGCAGCAACACUCGAGGUGGACAAGGCGGUUGUGCGGGAGCAGCUGCUGGCCAAGGUCGACCAGGCCCUGGCUGAGAGGGAGUACGGCAAGAUGGACGUGGUGGAGGUCUUCCAGGCCCUGUCGGUGCUCUGCGAAGGCGAGGGCAAACCUGCCGUAAACAAUCUACUAGAACAGGGGGGCGACACGCGUGUUGGUUUGCCAUUCUCUCUCCUCUCUGUGUGUGUAUGUGUGUGAAUGUGGUGUGGUCAGUCUGCUUUGGACACGCUGAAUCUGCUCAAGGGCAUGCACCAGUCCUACGAGCUGGUCGGUCAGGAUCCCCCCCCACAUACACAGAGAGACAGAGAGAGAGAGAGGGAGCGAGAGAGGGAGGGACGGUAGAUACACACACCACACAUCCCUCCAUGUGUGUGCCACGGAUGCCGUCAGAUGCGCAAGUACUCCAAGCAAGCCGAGGAGGAGCAGGUGCGGCUGCUCGACCUCAACCGCCAGAUGGAGCGUCUCGAGGCCGACCGACACGCACUCGCCGAGUGGAAGAAGGCACACGAAGAAGUCGUGCAGAACUGGGUGAGGCCGCCUUGACAACAGCAGCAGCAAGGAGUUGCUGUGUGCUGUGUGGUAGUACCGUCUUGCUCGUAUGUGUGUGUGUGUGUGUGUGGUGUGCAGGAGGAAGAGCGGAAGAUGCUGGUGGAGCAUGCCGACGCCAAGAUCUUCGUGCAGGAGAAACUCUGCCGCUCCGAACAGCAGAACGAGUCCCUACGAAGACAGGUCAGUGUCUCAAUGACACACACACACAUCCAUCCAUCCAUCCAUCUCUCUCUCACUGGUCCUGUGUGCUGUGUGUGUCAGCUGAUAGCCCGUGACGCCACCAUCCUGAAGCAGCGUGCCGCUCUUGACACACGGGACGCCGUCCUGGGCGAAAAACUCACCACCAUGAUCAACAACGGUGGGUACCAAGAGGGGGGCCAUCUGUGAGUGAGUGGCGAGGCGACCAACUAUCUCGGUGUUUGUGUUUGUAUGUGUGUGUGUGUGUGUGUGGACACAGGCAUGGUGCCAAUGGAGGAGGUCGUGUCGAAGCUGAGUGCCGCCGAGCUCCAGGAGUACCGGCGCGACCCCAAGGCUGUCCUCAACGACAUACUCGACCAGAACAGGUGUGCAGGGUGCAGCCAGUGGGCGGCCGUGAAGGCGCUCUCUCUCUCUCUGUGUGUGUGUGUGUGUGUGCAGGACGUACCUAUGUGAGAUGGACGAGUGGGUGAGCGGCCGCAAGGAUGACCUCGUCGAGACGAAACUGCGGCUGCAGCAGCAGGAGGAGAGCCUCAAGGAAACCCAGUACCUGAGCUGAGCUAGACAGACUCACUCACUCAGCGCUACACACACAUGGACUGCCUGCCUGCCUGCCUGCUUGUUCCCUCUCUCUCUCAGGAAGAGCCUUCAGCUGCUGACUGCGGCCCACAGCGACACAAUGGCGCAGAAGACCGAAGCCGUCACCAAAAGGUGCGACCACUCGUCCACUCGUCCAUUCAGCCACCUCGGUUGUUGUCCGUGUGUCGUGCAGCAAGCAGCUGGAGUCUGAGCUGCAGCAGGUCAGGAAGGACUGCCACCAGUGGGAAGUCCGCUACCACAACGUCGAGCGCAUCAGCAAAGAGGCCGAAAAGAAGGUACGUGACAGUGACAGUGACACCACCACCACCACCACACGCCAUUGCACCUGUGUGUGUGUGUGUCUGUGUGUGUGGGUCACUGGUUCAGGUCAAGGCGUUGGAAGAGGACGUGCAGCGUCUGCAGAGCGAGCUGACUGGUGUGAGGGGCGAGCUCACCGAGGCCACCAAAAGACUGUCGGAGGACGACAUUCAGAGGGAGGCGGAGCGACUCAAGCAAGAAGUCGCCGCACUGGUGCGCACCCCUCCCCGCCACACACACACGUGCAACUGAAUGCGUGUGAGUGUGUGUGUGUUUAGGAGCGGCAGCUGCGCUUACGUGAGGAGCAGGGCAAGGCGUUCGAGCAGCUCAAGCAGGAGAAUCUGGACCUCAAGCUGCGCAUCAACUCGCACAGGGAGGCGCAGCUGGAGAGCCAGGUGCUGGAGCUCAAGCAGCUCGUGGCGAGAUACAAGGACCAGAACGAGGGGCUCCACGACAAACUCGCAAAGGUGCAGGUCGACAUCCUCAUACAGAAAACAGAGCUGACGCAGCUGCAGGUGCGCACAGACGGACAGACACACAGACAGACACCAUGGAUGGCAUUGCUCUCUCUCUCUCUCUCUCUGUGUGUGUGUGUGUGUGCGUGUGUGUGUGUGUUGUGUGUCGAUAGGACACACGAAAGCGUCAAGAGCUUGAGCUCGAGGCCGCCCAGAACGACGUCAAGCUGGCCCAGGCACAGAAGGACGAGCAGCUGCAGAAAACUGAGGAAAGGUAUACUUACACACACACACACACACACACUUGCAGAGGAGAGAGAGGGAGAGACCUGUGUGUGUGUGUGUAUGUGUCAGUUUCAAGCAGCGUCUAGGAGAGAUGGAGGCCGCCUUGGGUGAGGUGCAGAAGAAGGCCGACUCUCUGCAAGAGGAGCGCGCGCAGCUCACGGCCAACAUAGAGUCAGUGAUCGAGCUGUGAAAAAGACCACCACGCAGACACAGUCACUGUCCAUGUGUGUGUGUGUCUGUUUGCCUGCAGGGCGCUUGAGCAGGACAACAGCACCAGGGCGGCACGAGUGUCGCAGCUAGAGGAGGAGGUCAAGGCCCUCAACGAGAAGCUGGCCGAGCAGCAGGCCGCCGCGGCCACCGAGGAGCAGCAGCCUGCAGAGGCCCAGCCACAGACAGGUCAGUGACGUGACGACCCCCACUGCACAAGACACACAUCAUGAUGUGGUUGGUCUGCACAGACGCUGAGUUGCUAGAGGCCAACGAGCGACUGCAGAAGGAGGUGCAGGCCCUCACUGAGGAGAUGGGCAGCAAGACCAAGGAGCUCACCGAGCAGCUCGACGCCAGGCAGCAGGAGCUGGUCAAGCUGUCGGACGAGCUGCGCGAGGCGCGGAAGGAGAUCGAGACGCUCACCGAAAACCGGGCCAGACACGAACAGCAGCAAGAGCAGCUGGAGGAGGUGCAGCGAGAGCUCACCGACGCCAGACAGACCAUAAGCGACGACAAACAGACAUACGAGGUCACUCACACCACACCACACCACACCGCUCGAGUCAUCCGUCCACCCAAUCGUCCCUCUCUGUGUCCCUCUCAGGCGGAGAUCAAGCGUCUGUCCGGCCGCAUAACGGAGCUGGAGCAGGAGCGCGCCACCACCCUGGCAGCAGCGGAGGGCGAGGGCGACCACGCCCGGCAGCCCGUCGACUCGGCCGAGCUGCAGGAGUACAAGGAGUGUCUGGCGGCGGCCAGCACCCGGUGCGACCAACUCAACACCAAAGUGCAGAGCCUCACUACCGACAGGUAUGUGGGUGGGCAUCAAUGCUGCCCAGAGAGAGGUGGACGGACAGAUGACCUGGUGUGUGUUCUGAUUGUGUGUGUGUGUCAGGGACACCUGGCAGAAGAAGUACGAGGACCUACUCAUGGCCUGCAAGAUCAGGUAAGACAUACCCCCACCCCCCCCCACACACACGGUGGGCAGGCAGGGAGAGGGUCACCUGCGUUGCUUCAUCCAUCCAUCCAUCCAUCCCCCUUUGUCUGUGUCGAUUCAGUGGUGGCAUCAUCAGCGAGGAUGCCUCCCCAGCGGCAGCAGCAACCGCGGCAGCCGCAGCAGCAGCAGGUGGUAGUGCAGAGGGGCCCCUGACAAGCCGACCUGCCGCAUCGUCGUUCCUCCAGGUCGGUCACUCAGGCAUUGCGUGGCCUCAGUUGUGAUGUUUGUGUGUCCAGCAAUACCGGAGUGAGGAAGAGGCGGAUAGCCGCGCGACUGAGCUGGCGGAGGAGACCCGGCGGCAGAUAGAGUGGCUGGGGCGGUCGGAGGAGGCACAGCAACCACAGCAACAACAGCAAGAGCAGCCGCAGGUCACUAGUACUGAAUAUGGGAGGGAGGGAGGGAAUGACUGACUGCAGUGUGCCUGUUUGUGUCGUGUGUGGCGUAUGUGCAGGAGUGGUCUGGGGCGGCUGUGGACGAGCCAAUGGCAGAGGUACACAGCCUCCUACACACACACACACGCCCGCGCGCGAUAAGCGGCGGCACACUGAUGGAUCCUCCCGUCACGUCUUCUGUGUGGCCUUCGUCCAGGUGGCUGGAGGAGGCCAGUCAACCAAGCGCAAGCGGCCGCUUGGCGAGUCUGAGCCACCUGCUGCAGCAGCAGCUGCUGCUGCUGCAGCUGCCGUGGCCCCCAGCACUGAGGGCGGCGCUGCUGGCGGUGGUGGUGGGAAUGCGGCGGCUAGUGGCACUGGCAGUGUGGGCGAGGCCAAGGCGAAGGCCAAGACGAAGCGGCGAAAGGUCGAUGGGUAGACAGAGGCCGAUACAUAGUCUGUCUUUCGGUCGGUCUGUCUGUCUGCCUGUAGCCGGAUGGAUGGAUGGAUGGCGUGUCUGUCUGUCUGUCUGGACGUAGGUAGCCAGGUUGGUGCGA